This is a messenger RNA of Ahaetulla prasina, 2737 nucleotides long. It is a transcript of the gene SPMIP4, whose product is annotated as sperm microtubule inner protein 4. Gene Ontology annotation, cellular component: centrosome. NCBI's taxonomy places the organism in Eukaryota, Metazoa, Chordata, Lepidosauria, Squamata, Colubridae. The record is from RefSeq and is a predicted model, not a curated record. The transcript has 7 exons. Bases 1 to 1506 code for a protein of 501 amino acids.
AUGGAGGUGUAUCCAAGACUGACUUAUUACAAUGAUGUACAAGAUGGAGCAGCUGUAGUAACGAAAACUUUGGAAUCCACUGACCACUUUACUCCACUGCAUAUCCCUCCAGGCCCACCUAUAUUCCCAGAGAGAUUUGAGGAACUAAGGAAAACAUUUCAGCUAUGCAAAUCAAUCUUGAGAGGAAGUCAAGAACCUAGAGGAACUGAGCCUAUGCUGCCUGAAUAUCACAGAACAUAUGAACCACCUCACAAGUUUACUCAGGGACCCUGCUGUGAGGAGGACCCCAAAAAUGUUCCAUUAAGGUGUGCAAAGUAUCUAAAAUAUAAGACACCAGGCGCUCUACUCAUAGAAAACCGAUUUCGUCCUUUUCAUCCUUAUGUCCAUGGCAACACUGAUAUCCAAGGUGGCCUCAAUAAAAAGGAAGAUGCUAAUGAACCUAUCUAUAGAGAAGCUGUGACAUGUUCACGUCAUGUCAUUGAAGGAAUCGGUCACCAAGAUGAAACUCCUAAAUCAACAUUCCAGCCUUCAGAACCUGAUCUUUCACCUCGAGCUGCCAAUAUACUAGAAAACGUAAAGAAGGCUCUUUGGCUAUCUACAUACAAGCGAGACUACACGGGUAGAGGGCGUAUGAACCCAUUGCAGCUGGAUGAUUAUAAUGCCAAAUUAAUUGGCAGAGCAACAGGAGAACUGGGAAAAAAUGUGGAUCUUAAAGAAUCCCUUCAUUCAGCAAUGUCUCAAGUAAGGCCCUUGGAAGGACGCAUUGCCCGCCUCCUUCAAGGCAGGAUCUCAAAUCAUCAACAUCAGCAUGCUACAGAGAACUAUGAGUCGCCACUUCAUUCGAGAGACCAUUGCAGCAUAAACUGGCAUUCAGAGGGAAUGCAGAAUAGUGGGAAAGCAUCCUUGAGUCCCCUUCAGCAGGAUACACAAAACAAAGCAAGUCAAAGGGACAAUUACCUGCUCAACAACUGGAUUCAUCCUGAAACAGCUUGCCAGGAAGAAAACAGUCAAGAUAAAAAACUGCUCUCAAACAGAUUUCGGAAAAUUACGGAUACCUGGAAAACAGAUAAAUUGUACCGCAGGCAACUUACAGUGUCACCUGAACCAGAACCUCUUCUAAAGCCUGCCAGAUCCAUAUACUAUGAAGAUUUGCAACCCUCCCAUUUAAACAGAUAUAUUGUGUGGCAUAAUCCUGCCAUUCUUAGUAAGCCCGCCUCAACUUCAACACAACUGAAGUGUGAAAGGUGUGCUAGUAAACCAGAUUCCGAAAGUGCUUCUAAUGUCGGAGAGUUUGUAACAAGCUGCAAUCCAUCCUCAGACUGGAUGCCUAAUUGUGGGAUGGUUCGACCUCAGACAAAAUUACUUGAUAUCCAGGAUUCUUUUACAAAGGGAGAAGCCAUCAAGUACUUGAAUGAUCUUACAAGGCGAGGACUAAGAGACCUGAGGGAUCAUGACAGGUACGGCAGAAAGCAUAAAUUCCAGGGCAUCCAUGCUUUCUUUUUGUAAUAAUUCAUCUUCAAAAACAGCAGAACUUAUAAACACCUCAGCCACAGACUCCACUACUGAAUUGGUCUUUUUAUUUUUUGUAUUUUUCUCUUAGUUUAAUUAUUUAUUAUUAUGGAAUUGUUUCAAUAUCCUCUAAUGUAGGGAUGGUUUAGAAUACACUGGCAGGCCUCUGUGAUGUGCAGUAGUCUGCCAAAAUUGCAUAUUCCCAAUACUUUAUAAACUCCAAGUAAAGAAAUUGCUGUGCUUAACUGUUUGUGUCUUUCAACCUCAGUGUUCCUAUUCUGUAAAGUAGGAAUAUCACUUAGCUGUCUUUAACCACGCUAUCCACUUUUCAAAUAUUGCAUCAGAAUCCUUGUUCUAUAAUAAUAAAAUGUUGAUAAUUGAGUUUUGAUAAUUGAAUUUGAUAAUUCCAACGCCCAUAUGAAAUCAACCCGCCCUACCCUGAUCACAUGACAUACUAGUCAAGACUUGCUAUUAUGAGCAUUUAAACUAUCCUUGCCCUAGUGGCAUUAUCAUCAGGGAGCAAACUUAUUUUGAAAUGUCACAUUUAUGAACAGGAAAUUGCAAGUUUAAAGUAACUGAAGCUGUUUCAAAUAUACAUUGUACGUUCUCUCUUUGGAGACAAAUUUUGCACCUUCUACAUUUGGUCAUAUCAAUUUGCUGGUUGGCAUAAAGGAUCUUAGUUACAGAACUGACAGCACUCCAGUAUUAAAAGGUUUUAAAACUGCUGACUGCAGAACUAAUAUUUUGGAAUUGUUCAUAAGCUGCUAAUGAACUUGACUGUAUCUGGCAAACUCCGUAUGUGCCAGAGGAUUUGAAAAUGGAAAUGCUGUCCAAAUAGGUGAUAGGCAUUGGAUUGGAUAACCUAUGUUUUAGAUGAAAUCCCGAAAAAGGUACAUACUUUUACUUCCACAGCAUACUGUGGGUAAUCUAACUCUUCUCCUUUCCUGCUAAGGAACAUUUUUUUUCCUGCUAAGUAUUCUGCUAAUGUGGAUUUUUUGUGAUUUUCUUUUCUCUCGAGACUGAUCAAAGUAAGAAAACCUAUGCCCUCCAUACAUUUUGAACAACGAUCCUUAUGGAUCUUACUGAUUGGGUAUAUAAGAAUUGCCAUCUAUAAUUCCAGAAGGCUCCAAGGUACAUAUUUCUAAAAUAGAUCAUCACUAGAUGAAAAUAAAUUUUCUAGUGGUAUGGGUUUGAGCCUGUAUACUUAUGAGUUGUCUUGAAGGGAAAA